CGGGGACUUAUUGUGUUUUCUCGUUGGAGCCGAGACCGUCGAGCUGUGAAAGGGCAAGGAGAGGGACCAAUCCAGGCUAGGGCGUAAUUUUUAUAUUUUUCUUGAAAGUUUAGCAUUACUAAGCCAACACAAUGGCCGAUAAAAUGGAUAUGUCUUUAGACGACAUUAUCAAGCAGAACAGGCAGCAGAAAGGUGGAGGCCGCGGUGGAAGAGGCCGAGGCCGCGGAGGUGCAGGCGGCCGAGGUGGAGGUCCUGGGCGCCUUGGAGGAGGAGGCGGCGGCGGAUUCGGAGGCCGAGGUGGUGGAUCCGGCCCCAUGAGGAACCGACAGAACCUGAGCCGCGCCAGAGGCAGACCAACGCCGUACAGCAGGCCUAAACAGCUUCCAGAUAAGUGGCAGCACGACAUGUUUGACAAUGGCUUCAGCGGCUUCAAUGGUGCUGCUGGGGGCGGCGGAGGAGCCGGCAUGGAAACUGGAGGGAAGCUCCUCGUCUCCAAUCUCGACUUUGGGGUCUCAGACGCAGAUAUUCAGGAAUUGUUUGCCGAAUUUGGGACCCUGAAAAAGGCUGCAGUUCACUAUGACAGAUCAGGAAGGAGCCUAGGAACGGCAGAUGUCCACUUUGAAAGAAGGGCGGACGCACUCAAGGCCAUGAAACAGUACAACGGCAUCCCUCUUGAUGGGCGGCCAAUGAACAUCCAGCUCGUCACAUCACAGAUCGACACACAGAGGCGACCUAUGCAGGGCCUGAGCAGAGGAGGCGGAGGCAUGAACAGAAAUCGCGGGGGCAGCUUCGGAGGCAUGCCGAGAGGCCGUGGAGGACGCGGCGCAGGUGGCCCUAGAGGACGGGGUCGAGGCGGCAGAGGCGGUAGCAGUAAGCAACAGUUGUCAGCAGAAGAACUCGACGCUCAGUUAGACGCCUACAAUGCAAGAAUGGACACCAGCUAAGAAAUGACGCUUCUCUGGAUUCUUGUCCCUUUCCUAUCUGCACAGAAGGGCAGUUGUUACAGAUGUGCAGAAUAUUUUACACUUGGUUGUCUUCUGAUGUGAUUGAAUUUAUUGUUCCAACCUCUUCUUUUAAAUGCUCCGAAGUGUUUUUUACCAGAUUUUUUUUUUCUCAUGAAAAAGGUUUUGGCUGUAGGUUAUUGUAAACUGGGGUUACCCAGUUUUUUCCUCUACCCUGUAGUAAAUGGAACUUGUAAUAAAACCUGCAGUGCAUAUUAACCAAA
Molecule: messenger RNA, 1225 nt
Organism: Cheilinus undulatus (humphead wrasse)
Lineage: Eukaryota; Metazoa; Chordata; Actinopteri; Labriformes; Labridae
Gene: alyref
Product: Aly/REF export factor
Exons: 6
Coding region: 132-944 (270 amino acids)
Biological process (GO): mRNA export from nucleus
Cellular component (GO): nucleus
Molecular function (GO): mRNA binding
Source: RefSeq, a predicted model, not a curated record